Molecule: messenger RNA, 4587 nt
Organism: Salarias fasciatus (jewelled blenny)
Lineage: Eukaryota; Metazoa; Chordata; Actinopteri; Blenniiformes; Blenniidae
Gene: slc10a3
Product: solute carrier family 10 member 3
Exons: 2
Coding region: 421-1875 (484 amino acids)
Biological process (GO): bile acid and bile salt transport
Cellular component (GO): membrane
Molecular function (GO): bile acid:sodium symporter activity
Source: RefSeq, a predicted model, not a curated record
UGUAAAAGCUUGGGCGCAGCGGACGAGUGGCGGUGGAGCUACGAUGCUCUCAGUCUGCGUCCGUAAGCGAGACGAGCAUAACCCGGGACGAGGCGAGGCUGCGGCUCUCCGAAACCGAGACCUCCGCACCGAGUAGCGGGGACCUGUGUGAGUUCGCUGCCCGGGGCCGCCGCUGCUCGGCCGGGCUCCGUCGGCGCAGGGCGGGGUGAUGCGCGGGUUCCGGUGUAACGGCGCACAGAAAAUGAAGCUCAGACGAGACGUGCGGCCGGCCGCCGAAGCUGCGCUUGUGUACCGGAGACUAGAAUGAGAAGCAGCCCGCGGCAGUGUGACAGGGCGGCGGUGUAAGCGUCCGGAGAGGCCGCUGGCGGGGGGAAGAAGCGCGUCUCUGCGGCGCCCCUCCGCCCCCUGCCCGUCACUACGAUGAGGAAGCUUUUUACAGUCUGCUGCCUCCUCCUGAUCACCGGCGGGGCGCACCGGGCGUGGGCCACCGGGAAUCUGACGGUGGACAGCGGCGACGAGACCGGCCCGACGACCGUGAGCGGCGGCAGCAGCAGCAGUGAGACCAACGUGACAGAAGACAGCAGGUUUAUCAGAAUCGGAGACGGAUCCUCUCAGGAAUUCGAGUUCCCUGAAAACAGCAACGGUGUAAUUGUGAUCUCCAGCCGGUAUCGGAGCCCGGCAGCUGGCGGCAGGAAGGGCCGGCAGAGUUGGAAGCAGACGGUUCGAGUCCGCUCUCUGGACCCUGACGUCCUGUCCAUCCUGAACGUGACAGACGGCGGGCGUGCCGGAUCGGCUGCUAGCUACAUCAUCAGCAUCCGCUCAGGGUUUCCGGGCCGGGCGCAGCUGGAGAUCCAGCUGCUGGACCUGGAUCGGGACGCGAAGCCGGUCCUGAUUGAGAAGAGGACUGAGUACUCCAUCAGGGUGGCCCCCGGGAGCGAUGACCCUGUCAGCCGCCUGGUCCGCUCGGGCGGGCUGUCGCACUUCUCGGAGAACCCGGUGCUCUUCGCCUUGCUGCCCCUCAUCUUCGUCAACAAGUGUGCCUUCGGGUGCAAGGUGGAGGUGGAGGUGCUGCGGGGGCUGCUGAGGAGCCCGGUGCCCCUGCUCCUCGGGGUGCUGGGGCAGUUCCUGGUGAUGCCCUUCUAUGCCUACUGUGUGUCCCGGCUGGCCUUACUGCCCACCGAGCUCUCCUUGGGGCUGGUGAUCACUUGCUCGGCGCCGGGAGGCGGCGGCGGUUACCUGUACAGCCUCCUGCUUGGAGGAGACGUCACCCUCGCCAUCUCCAUGACGCUGGUGUCCACAGUGGUGGCGGUGGCGGCCAUGCCUCUGUCGUCGGCGCUCUACGGGCGGCUGCUAGGUGUGCACGCCGCUCUCCACGUGCCCUUUGUUAAGAUCCUGGGCACGCUCCUCUUCAUCGCCAUCCCCAUCUCGCUGGGGAUGCUGAUCAAGCUGCGUUUGCCCGCGCUCACCCGCGUCCUGCUGGCACUCAUCCGCCCCUUCAGCUUCGUGCUCAUUGUGGGUGGCAUCUUCAUGGCGUACCAAAUGGGGGCCUCCAUCCUGGCCAACGUGCGGCCACAGAUCGUGGCGGUGGGCGUGACGGUGCCUCUGCUGGGCCUGGCGGUCGGGGCGAUCCUGGCGAAGGUGGCGGGUCUGGAGGCGCCGCAGAGGAAGACGGUCAGCAUCGAGGUGGGCGUCCAGAACAGCUUGCUGGCGCUCGCCGUCAUGCAGCUGUCAUUCCGCCGCGCGGAGGCGGACUUCGCGUCACAGGCACCGUUCAUCGUGGCGCUCAGCAGCACCUCGGAGAUGCUGCUCAUUGUGCUGGGGUACUUCGCCCACCGGAGGCUGUGUGGCGUCGUCGCUCCCAGGAGCAGCGCCUGAUUGUAGAAGCCACUUUUCUUCUGAACGUUUUUUUUGACAACUGAAUCCUUGCAAGUGGCUGGCGUUAGGGGGGGGAAACUGUCGUACGUUUCUGCAAACCAAGUGUGUGCCGAAUGUAACGAGACAAAGAGCACCGUCGUGCUGUUCACUCAGCCAGUCAGCAGGAACACAGCGAGUGACUCAUGUAGUGUUCAGAGCUCAGAGAGUCUCUGUCUCACGCCCAGUUUUGGUUAUUUAACUCACCGAUAUAUUCAUUUGGUAAUUUUUUUUUCCAUUAUUUGUCCAUUUUGAGUUCUUUCGUCUUGUGUUUUGGUAAUUUUGUCUCAUUUUUAGUUGUUUUGUAUCUUUUGUGUCAUUUUAUCUUCAAGAUAAUUUUGUGUCUUCAUGUUUAUGUUGUGUGUUUAUUUGUAUCUUGUCUUUCUUUGUGACCCGACAAUCCCUUUAACAGGACUCCAGAUCCCUUUUUUGUUUCUCUCGCCUCUAUUCAUAUUUACUGUUGACAUCACGUCUCCAUUUCUGCCAAAAAAAAUACAAACUGGUGACAAAAGUUAGCCUUAAAUGUAAAUAAACACCAGGCAGGCGCAGACAGAAAAAGUUUGACUCAUAAUUAAACCUUAGUUGCUUCCAUGUGAGGAGACGUUGUGAACCACAACUACGCCGUGUCUGCCAAAUUUUGUCAGCAGGGACCUUGCCAAAGCAAAAAUACCUAAAAAAAAAAAAAAAAUAUGGAUGAAAUACAUUAGCAUGCUAAACUAAUGCUCAUCAAGUGGUAUUGCUAAUGUGUUGAUUAUAUCAUCUUAGUAUGUUUGGGCUGGCAUCGAAAUUUGGUCUAUAGUUUGCUUCAAUUUUUUUCUUUGACCUCUCCUUUUCCGACCUAGAAUUGAACCGUCAUUUGUGUCAUGAGGUGACAGUGCUAAUCACUUUUCCACGUUGCCGUACAGAUUUUCUCAACACAUUGUCAAAUUUGAGUUUAGCUGACAAAAUCACUCAGGAUGUCAUUGAGCGAUCAAACUUUUCAUUCAGGAAGACGCCACUCGCCAGCAUCCUGCGAUAAAGGUGCAGUUUCUAAAAUUUUGAUAUUCCUUUGCAGUUUCUAUAUUUACAGAACUCUAUAAAUGGUCCAGAUCCAAGAUUUCCUGUUUUUAAUUAUCUCUUUGAAUGAGGUCGUCAUGUCGCACUGCCGUGGUGCACCAGGUUUUCGCGCUUGCCGGAGGUUCUCCUCGCACUUUUCCUGAAACUGACCGCGCUGCCAUGUUAUUUAAUGCCCGUUGCCAUGGCGAUAAAGUUGUUGGUAGAUGCCCUUUUCCACCGCCACCAGCGGUUCUCCUGGAAGUCUUUGGGGGAAGCAUUGUGUGAAGGUUGAAGGUACCUUACACACUGUACCUUUUUGAAUAGCGUUGUAGUUGUUUUGGUCAACUUCAGCAUUUGACAGGCUCAUUGGAGCAUUUUUCAGGGCCGCCGUAGGUUCUCUACUCGUGACCAUUUCUAACAUUGCCAGCAAGGUUUUAUUUUUCAAAUUUUUUUUUGCUAACCUUGCGGGGAAAAAAAAAAAAUCUUUUGCAUGUUCCCAUGGCAACAAAGAUCUGUUGUUGCUUGUACCUUUAUUUUUCAUGCCCACUAAAGGUUUUCAGAGGUUGUAAUUUGCGUUCUCACCACAAGGUGACAGUGUUCGGUGACAUAAAAGUGAGAUUUUGAAGAUUUGACCCUUUCCGUGAAGUUAACCAAGCUGCCGCUUUUUUUUUUUUUUCCUGUUGUUACCAUGUUGACGAAGGCCGUGGGUUGCUAGCAGGUGUAUUUUCACCACCACUUCAAGUUUCCUGAUGACUCUUUAAAGGGCACAGAGAACGAGAUGCGCCGUUGUCAGCAGGCGCCGCCAAAUUUCAUCUACCAUUGCAAAAACCAAACUGCAGUAGUACUUUUCUGUCUGUUACAAACUUGCUGGUAGGCGUUUCCAUGGCCGCUGUAGCUUCCCUCUGAAAUCCACUGUUGGUGGAGAUGCAGGGUGCAACCUCACCACAAGGGGGCAGUAAAUUGAACACACUUUGCUGAGGGGUUAAUUUUUUUUUUUCCUGUCUUUUCAUCAAGCUAGCUGUUGUGUCAUACUGUUGUUCUCUGUUGCCAUGGCGAUGAAGGCCUCGGUUGCUGCGGUUUGCAGAAACGUGCGAUGUUUUCCUGGAACAUCGUGCUCCUCCGAAUCCUGUGGAACGCUGAAGCUCCAACCCAGUCGAGACGAGACAGCGAGUUUAGACUCUUUUUGUGCUUCUUUACGUCGUCGUUUUUGGUAUUUUUUCAUGGAAACCAAAGGCCUUUUACCCCAACACACACGCACACUCACACACACUUACCCCACUCCCUCCCUCCUCCUUCUGGGACCUUUUUGUGUUCAUUUUACAAUAUGUACUUUUUCAAAUCAGAUUAUACUGUGAGGUACAUACCUGUAAAUAUUCGUAAGAAGAGAAAAACCUAUCAAAGAAAGUGAAUAUUUUUCUACCAGAUUACCUUUUUGUAAUCCUGAAGCAAAGAUUGAUUUGUACCAUGUUUACAAAGGUCCACGUGUCUUAGCCUGAGGGGGGGUUUCUCUGUGGGUUUGAAGCGGAAACAUUUGUGAUGAUUUUUGAAAGUAUUCUCCACUGAUUGUGUUUCCUGGAUCUUUGAAUCCACGUACUUGAAUAUAUUUGAGAGGUGAUAAAGUGAAUAAAAGUCCUUGUUGAA